GAGUCACGUGACUUGCUCGCGCAUCAGCCAAGAGAACAUGGCGGAAAUAAGUGCAGUCGGAAGAAUGUGAAAACUUUAUUUCAUAAUUAUAUUUUAGGUCUAUCCAUACGUUGCAUGGUAAACGAUUUUAAAUGACAUGUGUAUCAAAUGAAGAAUAUGAAGAUCACACAAAUUGUUUGGAUUUGUUAAUCCCAGAGAUGCCUGGUACACAGAAAGUAACAAAAAGUUCAUCUUUAGGCUCUAUGAAGGGUGGUCCUACAACUCCUCUCAUAAUGGAUCAAGAUGACAUUAUUGCCUUAACACAAAAUGUCAAAAACUUCUCAGAUGCAUUGGCAAAACUAAAAGCAACUUUUACUGAGAAAAUAGAAAAUGGUGAUGAAGCUAAAGUUGCAGCGCAUGAAAGACUUGGUGAUGUACUAUGUAUCUUAAAGAAUGUUUUACAAGGUUACCCAGCUCUCCAUUCAACAGAUCUCUUCUCUUCUGCCGCUGCACUCAUAACCAAAAUCAAAGGAUAUGAUUAUGAAAGACAAUUUACAAGUGAUGAUGUUCACACUUUCUGUGAUGCUAUUGAUCAACUGGCCCUGGCCUUCAGUAGCAGUGUAUCUCAGUAUUUAAUGGGAGAUGUUAUGCCUGAAAUGUUUAGUGAUGGUAAGACUAAGUCCUAUGAUAAUCUGACCAAGAUAGGUAAAGAACUCUCUAUAGAAUCUACCAACCGUAAUACUGUUAAUGGCCGAUCAGGAAGACAGUUAAGUGCUGAAGAUAUAGAUUUAACAUUGGUUCAUUUAGAGACUGGACUAGAUUUAGCUCUACAAAGAGCCAAAGCCUGGUCCAAAUAUGCUCGGGAUAUUAUGACAUAUAUAGAAAAAAAGGCUCAGCUUGAGAGUGAAUAUUCAAGAAGUUUAUCUAAGUUAGUUCAGUCAACUCGUCAAAGUUUAACUGAUGAGGGAUUUCUACCACUUCAGUCAGUGUAUUGUACAGUACUAACACAGGAUAUGGAAUAUGCCAGUAAUUGUCAAGCUACACAAACUUUAUUACAAACUAGUAAAUUUGUUGAGCCUCUAGCAUCUAGAAGAGCAGAACACGACAAAGUAAGAAAGAGUGUUAAAGAAUCGUGGAUGAGAGAAAUAAAGAAAAUGCAUGAUACUGUUACCAACUUAAGAAAAGCUCAAGCUUUAUAUGUAAACAGACAACAGGAAUAUGAAAGAGCUAAAGAAGCUUUUGCAAAAGCUGAUUCAGAUAAACAAGAGAAACGUAAAAAAACAGAAGAUGAUGCUUUACACAAGGCAGCAGAAGCUGAAACAACUUACAAAGCUUGUGUAGCAGAAACUAACUACAGACAUAAAGAACUAGAGAAAACUAAGGCUGAACUAUUGGCAAAAGUUAGAGAACAGAUAGAAUUAUGUGAUCAAGUUAUGAAAACGGUGACAGUAGAAUAUUUCCAGUUAUUACAUGCUGUAUCAGCUCCAUUACCAGUACAGUACCAUACACUUUGUGAAACCAGUAAAACAUAUGAAGUUGGUAGUCAGUUUGCUGAAUAUGUUCGUCGUUUACCAGUUAAUAACAACAAAAAUGAAUUGUUUGUGUUUCAACCUUUUAAACCAGACUCUAAAGAUAAUGAAACUAGAAAAACUAGUACACAGUCAAAUGGUUCAGGUACAUCAGAUCAUGUAGCUUCUAAUGAGGCUUCUCCAACAGCAUCUCCUAAAAAAGAUAAAUAUCGUAUACCAGUAAAAGCUUGGGGACAGAAUUUAUUUUUAAGCGAUACUGAUAGUGCUAGUGGUGGUAGUAAUAAGUCGCAUGAUUCGUCACCAUGUAAUAGUCCCAGAUCAGUACUACGACGUCAGUUAGCUUCUAGUCAAUCAUUAGAAGAUCUCACAGAAGAAGAUGGUUUCACAGGUAAUGAAUGUGAUAGACAGCUAAAGAGAACAAUGACAGUAGGUGAUGAAGUUUUAGAUGUACCUGGUAUAUUGAAGCACCAGAAAGGUCGUAGAAAUACUACAUUUGGUGUUGAUUUUCAAGAACAAGUCAACAUACUGAAUGUUGAAAUCCCACCCAUUGUUACUAGAUGUCUAGCUGAAGUAGAAAAAAGAGGAAUGGAAGUAAAGGGUUUAUACAGAGUAUCAGGAGUAAAAAGUAAAGUUGAAAAUUUAUGUCAAAGAUUUGAACUUGAUGCUUCUACUGUGGAUUUAGAUGAUAUUCAUCCAAAUGUUCUAUCUAGUGUAUUGAAACAAUAUUUACGACAUUUACCUGAGCCAUUGAUGACUUUCAGAUUAUAUCCAGAUUUUGUUCACACUGCUAAGGGUUGCUUCACACAGUGAUCAAAAUCAAAUGAGUGCUGCCAAUUUGGGUAUAGUAUUUGGUCCAACAUUGUUGAAACCAUAUGAAGGUGUGGCAUCUCUAGCAUCACUGGUUGAUACACCACAUCAAACACUGGCUAUAGAGAUGUUAAUAUCAUCAGCACAGACGAUAUUUGGACCGGCUGAUAAUUAUCAAAUAAUUCAUGCUGAAACACCAGUAGAACAGAUACCAGAUACAUCUAGUGAUAAACAUGGUGGUGCUAGUACUCAACAAGGUGAAGAAAGUAAGAGAGAUAAUAUUGAUGUUAUAACAACACAGGGUAAAUCAAGGUACAUAUAUACCUACCAACGUGAUAAUAUGAGUGGUGAAGCUAGUAGUAAUACAACCAGUCAAAUGGAAGAUAAAAAAUGUGAAGGAGUGUUUAGUUUGCCAGGAAGUACUAGUGAUGAGAUUGUUUAUUCACCUAGCCUGUCUUCUACUACAUUUCUUAUAGAGGUGAGUGCAUUGAAGAGUCAGCAGACAUCUUGUAUAAAACCAAACUAUAGUGAAUACAGUGGUACAACUACUACACCACCUACUAUAACAUUGACUACUAGUGGUCAGCCUGAUACUACUAUACUACAUAAAACUCUCCCACCUACUAGUGGUCAACCAGAUACUACUAUACUACAUAAAAUAUCAACUAGAACCUCAAACACAUCACUUACUACCCCACGGUCAGAAACUCCCAAAACAAAUACAACAGUUUAUCCUAGUACUAAAUGUUCUAGAUCAGAUGUUACUAGAAACCGACCAGCAACUACAUCAAGUAGAAAGACACCUCCAAUAGGUACAUCUAGUCUAACUGGUACCUCUUCACCAACACCUAACCGAAAAUCAAUUGGUUCUGAAUCAAAACCCACAAAAGCUCUAGCUACAUUGAGUAAGGGUACUCCUAUAAGAACUGUACCAUUAGAUACAGGUUCACCUAAACCAGGUUUAAGUCUAAUGCCAUCAACAUCAGCUAGAAUACGACGACAUUCUGGAGAAGGUUGUUCACCUAGUUCAUCAGUAACUAAACCUAGUAGUAAAACUGAGAAAAGAAGUUCUUCUAUGUCAGUAACACCCAGAAAAUCUAAUGAUAAAAGUGACGUAAAUUCUGAUAGAACACCACGAUUUGUUUAAUUAAGUUGUAGUUUAUAUAUAUUUAUUAUAGGCAGCAUGAUAGAAAUAGUUAAAUGCUAUAUACUUAUAUAACAAUUUUUCAUAUAUUACCUGUAAUAUUAAUAUGUAUUUUAUUUUACUAAAUGUGCAAAGUUAUAUAUAUAUAAUUAUAUGAAGAGCCCCGGGGAAGAACGAUCUAAGUCACUUUUUCAACAAACCCCAGUUAAUGGUGCCAUCUGGUAGCAAAUUGUAUAAGCUUUCUGUGGAACAAUCAAUUUCAGGUAAAAACGAUCGGAGUUGCUUCGAACCAAGGCCCUUCUGAAAUGGCCUCCCGGACAAAUACGUUUAUUGUACCCUAUAUUUGACCUUAAUUUGGCUGAAAAGUGGAAAUGGAAGUCACUUGUUGUACUGGUAAUUAUGAUUCGUUUUGAAGUUGUAAUUAAACCCACUCGUUGUUCUGUUCGCACCAAGCAUUCUCGUCCCAAAUUCUGUUUUGCCUUUUAUGCGAAAAGACAAAAAUGUGACUUAGAUCGUUCUUCUCCUGGACUCUUCAUAUAUAUACACACAAGUUAUUAAAUAGAAUUUAAAAUUGAUGUUUUAGGUUGUGUUAAAAAGAGUUUUUAAUUUUUAGAUCACACACAAUGAUUAAUGUUGUGAAUUGUUUACUUGUUAAAAUAGAGAAAUCAUUACCAUUGUUACAUCUUAGGUAAUCAAGAUGCUGAAUAGUUCAAUAGGAUCAGGUGUUGUCUGACACAGGAAGGCAAGCUAGGGUACAGAGAUACACUGGUAGUGCUAUUUGGUGUUAUUUAUAAAUAAACUAUAAACAUACUUAUGGAAAACAGCUACUGAUUUAUUUAGGCGACGCUUCGAAGAGUAUUCUCUCAACAUUUUCAAGCUAAUACAAUAUAACAAAAUUUGAAGCACCAUAUAUAGACUUGACAAUCAAGACUGUCUCGAUUCCAUUUCAUCGUUAAAUUUUAAAAUCUUGCAAGUGUUCUAAUCCAUCUGAUGGUCUAGAGAAUUGAUUAAGCUUGUCAUGUUAAUAAAUGUCUAAAUAAUAAUUUAAUAAUAUGUAACAUUUAUAGCCAAAAGAAAGACUUGCAAGAGGCAGAUUUAGCACUUACAUUAUGCAUCUUGAAUUAGUCUUAACCAGGUUUGGGUGGUGGGGGGGCAUUCACAUUAGGUCAUAAGGUCAGUCAUUGAGUCUAGUGGCAUGGUUUCGAUCCCACACAUGUACUCGACAAGGAGUAGGGUAGGUUUUCUUUGGUUUCCUCACAGGCUCAUGUACUGCCAUACAUAUCACCGUAAAACCUAUUAACUAUGUUAUCCUACCUCUAAAUCAUGACUAUUAACCAAAACCUGGCAGACAAUAUUAAUUCAAACCCUCUUCGUCCAUUCUUGACCAAAAAUGGACAUACAAAAAAGGGAGAAAAGAGAGAGAGAAUUGCUAUAAAUAGACGGUUAGAUCUACUGGAUAAGGCCAAUUUCAAGUUUGUUCAAAGGUCAAGAGAUGUAAGCAGGGCUAGCGGUAAUCCCAACCUUAACCCAGACCAAAAACAUCAACUUUUAAACACUGGACUGAAAGUAAGCUGAAAGAAAGAUAUCCACGGACAAUAUGAUAAUUAUAUUCUUGACGGCCCUUACAUGGGAUACACAUUUCACGUCAUUUACCAGAGUUAUCUACAAUGCAUCGCUACGACGUUUAUGCAUAUUUUUUCACUCGUAAACAACUUUGUCGGCACGAAAAAGGUCAAAGGUGAAAUUGAAAAUUUUAAAUGUUUCAAAUAACAAAAAUUCGACCAUGCACCCAUAUAUUAAUUUCAGAAAUAGGAGACGAAUUCAACAAACUACAGUCAAUUGUGUUUAUUUACAAGCCCGUUAAUGUAGACUUUUCACCGUUUUCCAUAUUCAACUCAAAAUUGUGAGUAUCAGUUGACCUAAAUCAAAAUUCUACUUGGACGAUUUUUUAGGCAUUCCUGCAAGGAUUCAGAAAAUAUAACUACCAUAGCUGUAAGUAAAAUAUCACAAAAGCCUUAGGGAUUUUUCACGUUUCAAGAUGGUGGCACUUCUGGUUUGAUCGACAAACUCCAUAUUUUGUGAACUCAUCCGUAAUUUCUUAACUAGUGCAGAAAAAAAAUUUCAAGGCAAUCUGACCUAUAUUUCGUCGAUUUCUUUUUGAAAACUUUGAUCCUUAAAUUCUCCAAGGGGAGAUAAGUUAGAAAAUUUCUAAAGUCAUUUUUCAAGUCGCAUCAGCAAGAUCUACUUACAUACUAAAUUUCAUGAAAAUCGAGAAACUAUUAAAGAAGUUGUCAAGUUGGUCUCAACUUCCGGUUCAAAAUCACAGUGACGAAUUUUCGAAAUUCGAAAAUCUGAAAUUGCAGAUGAAAAUGAUUUUUUUCAAGGUACUAAAAGAAAAUAGAAUUAGUAAAAUCGGUCAAAAAACCACAUACUUUUUUUUUUAUUCGUAAAAUUUGGUGAUUUCAAAUUCGUAAAAUGUUUUGAAAAUAUAUUCAAUCAACAGCCACCAGCCAUUUUUGGGGGAACAGGUCAAAGUUUCAGAAAGAUCCUAUCUUUAGAUUCGGAGAAAUCCGAUUUGUGGACAAAACACAAAAAAAAAAAAUAAUAAUCUUAAAAGAAACAAUAAGCUUUCAUAUGUAAUACAUAUGAAAGCUUAAUUAUAUAGUAAUUGGUGUAAUCUGUGGCCACCAGUACAGAAACUGAACUUAAUACUUGAAGGGGUGUAUAUGGAUUAUACUAGUAUUUAUUAUAAUAUUGUGUAUAUUAAACCAUGUGUGAUUCAUAUUUAACAUUUGUAUAGUUAAGAUGAUGUUUAUCUAGUUCUCCAUUAUAGGAUUGUAAAUAUAAAUUAGACUAAAGUUACUUUUACUUAAUAAUGCAAUAAAUAAUACACUUUCUUGUGGUGAAGAUUAUGUUGCAGACAAAUUUACAACUCACAUUUUUGUUUUGGAAAUAGUAAUCAACUUUUGUUUAUUAAAACAAGAAGACUCAAUUUAUCUGUAGAGAACACAAAGUAAAUGAAAGAAAAUUGUUUUGAUCCCUCUAGCUCUAUAAUCUUUCUGAUAUAACCCAUCAGUAUGAUCAAUAUUUACCCUCUUCUCAAUUCAGACAUUCAAAGUAUACUCUUCCAAAAAAGUAGGGGAUAUUGAAAUGCAAAUACCUAUGCAGGUUGUGAUAUGAUAAAUAGUCAUGGACACUUGACAUGCUUUGAGAGUAUGUUCACAGAUGAAGAACUUAUCGCCCCAACAGAACCACUGAGCUGCACCUGCGACAAUGAGGGUUUCAUUGUUAAAUUUGACACUUCAAGGAAGGGAUGAUGAAAACUGCCGCAUGCUGGUCUAUCCUAACCAUGUUUGCUUUCCUAUCGGUUCUUGCAUAAGAUUUACUGUUUAGCAUAUCUUUGCUUCAGUGUGUUUAAUUUGCAAUGAGACGUCUUCAACAUGAUGAUAGACCUCGUUCAGGUCGUCCCAGAGCCAUACCACAAGCCCAGGAUCGAUACAUUCGUACACAGGUCCUGCGAAAUCGAGGACAAACGGCCAAUCAGCUUUCUGUAAACUUGUACCAAGUUACAGGAAUUCGAGUUACACCACAAACGAUUAGAAAUCGGCUACAUGCAGCCCAUUUGCAUGCACGAAGACCGCAUGUUGUGCCUCCAUUAACUUGCCAGCACAUGGCAAACAGGCGUCAAUGGUGUAGGCAGCGUAGAAAUUGGGGUAAUUGUUGAUGGGCGCGUGUAAUGAGUCCAGAUUUACUGUGGAUUUCACUGAUAGGUGUGCUCGCGUUUGGAGGCGUUAACGUCGGACAGCAUGACCGGUUCGGGAGUGGGUCUGUUAUAGUGUGGGGAGGAAUCACCAUGACUGGCAGAAUGGACUUGCAUAUUGUUCAAGUAAGGGUCACUGGUGUGUACUAGCAUGACCACAUCCUGGCACCGAUAGUCCUGCCCUUUGCUCAACGUGCAGGUCGAUGUUUCCUCUUUCAAGAUGAUAAUGCCCUUGCCCACCGUGAUCCUGUCGUGAAUGACUACCUCCAGCGUCACCAUAUUGUCCAUAUUCCUUGGCCAGUCAUGACACCUGACCUUUCCCCUAUAGAGCACUGCAAGAAGAGUGGGUCGGAUUGUCCCAAAUCGUGAUUGGACUGACGGUUGAUUAGGAGCAUGCCACGAUGAAUUGCUGAAUGUCUGAGGAUUGGCGGAGCAAUUACUCAUUAUUAAGACAAAAAUCAAAAAACGUCCAUUUUCACUUUUGACAGUGUAUCUCUUCGCGAGUGAAAUGGGGCUGUCAGAUAAGCCGCCUAUAUGAACUGUUUAUGUUCAUGUGUAGGCAAUUGGCCUGUUAUUAACAUACACUGGUUACCUCUAAUAAAAACAACAGUGCAUUUCUGCAGUUUUGUAUUGUUUCUGAAUAUUCCUUACUUUUUUUGGAGAGUAUAUAUGAAAGUAAUAGGGAUUGCAUGAAUUAUUAUAGUAAAGCUAUUAACAUUGUCAACAUAUAUCAAAAUUUACUAUUUGUUUUGAAGAUCUGCUUAUCAAAAUUAUUAUUUGUUUCAUCCUGGUAAUAUUUUUUAUCAUUGUAUGUAUUUUAUGUAAUUUUACCUUUAUAUAAAUUUUAUGUACAUUUUCUAGUCAAUAGCAUUUUCAACAUACAGUCUAUGUAUUUCUCUACAUCAUAAAGUAAUAGGUAAAGAAAUUACUAACUAGUAAAAAUACUGUUAUUUAUCUGCUUUACUCUUUUAUACAUUUAAAGGAUAAUAUCAACAGACAUUUACAUGUACACAAAUAAAUUCAUAAAAGCUUGA
Messenger RNA from Patella vulgata (common limpet), 8253 nucleotides. RefSeq names its product mucin-5AC-like. The record is from RefSeq and is a predicted model, not a curated record. Bases 2329 to 3462 code for a protein of 377 amino acids. NCBI's taxonomy places the organism in Eukaryota, Metazoa, Mollusca, Gastropoda, Patellidae. Gene Ontology annotation, molecular function: GTPase activator activity. The transcript is spliced from 29 exons. Gene Ontology annotation, biological process: activation of GTPase activity; signal transduction.